This is a messenger RNA of Drosophila innubila, 2945 nucleotides long. RefSeq names its product cytoplasmic aconitate hydratase (gene Irp-1B). Gene Ontology annotation, molecular function: 4 iron, 4 sulfur cluster binding; aconitate hydratase activity. Gene Ontology annotation, cellular component: cytosol; mitochondrion. Lineage: Eukaryota; Metazoa; Arthropoda; Insecta; Diptera; Drosophilidae. The record is from RefSeq and is a predicted model, not a curated record. Gene Ontology annotation, biological process: citrate metabolic process; tricarboxylic acid cycle. The transcript has 10 exons. Bases 84 to 2783 code for a protein of 899 amino acids.
ACAAUGCGAUACAACUCUAUUUCACAACGAAACGCCCGCAGUUCAGGUUAAAAUUUCACUUCUGAAAACGCAAGCAUAACAAAAUGUCUGGUGAAAACCCGUUUGCACAGUUUGAGAAAUCCUUCACCAAGGAUGGAACGGUUUACAAGUACUUUGAUCUAGCGUCCAUUGAUAGCAAAUAUGACCAGCUGCCAUACUCGAUCCGUGUGCUCUUGGAGUCGGCGGUGAGGAACUGCGACAACUUCCAUAUCCUGGAGAAGGAUGUACAGAGCAUUCUGGACUGGACGCCUGGCCUGAAGCAGGGCACCAAUGAUGUCGAGGUCUCCUUUAAGCCAGCACGCGUCAUUCUGCAGGACUUCACGGGCGUUCCUGCUGUUGUGGAUUUUGCGGCGAUGCGAGAUGCUGUUUUGGAUCUGGGCGGCAAUCCUGAAAAAAUCAAUCCCAUCUGUCCCGCCGACUUGGUCAUUGACCACUCUGUGCAGGUGGACUUUUCCCGCACUUCGGAUGCACUGGCCAAGAACCAGAAUCUGGAGUUUGAGCGCAACAAGGAGCGCUUCACGUUCCUGAAGUGGGGUGCCCGUGCCUUCAACAACAUGCUGAUCGUGCCACCUGGCUCGGGUAUUGUGCAUCAAGUGAACUUGGAGUACCUGGCGCGCGUGGUCUUCGAAGGCGAUGCUGGCGAUGGCAGCAAGAUUCUGUACCCCGAUAGCGUUGUCGGCACCGAUUCCCACACCACCAUGAUCAACGGCUUGGGCGUCCUGGGCUGGGGUGUGGGCGGCAUUGAGGCUGAGGCUGUGAUGUUGGGACAAUCCAUCUCUAUGCUGUUGCCCGAAGUCAUUGGCUACAAACUGGUCGGCAAGCUGAGUUCCCUGGCCACCUCCACGGAUCUUGUGCUAACAAUUACCAAGCACUUGCGACAAUUGGGCGUGGUUGGUAAAUUUGUGGAGUUCUAUGGACCCGGCGUGGCAGAGCUGAGCAUUGCCGAUCGUGCCACCAUUAGUAACAUGUGUCCCGAGUAUGGCGCCACCGUGGGCUACUUCCCCAUUGACGAGAACACGCUGGGCUACAUGAAGAAAACAAAUCGCUCUGAGGAGAAGAUCGACAUUAUUCGGGAGUAUCUGAAGGCCACGCAACAACUGCGCAAUUACUCCGAGGAGGCUCAAGAUCCAAAGUUCACCCAGAGCAUCACGUUGGAUCUGUCAACGGUAGUUACCUCUGUUUCGGGUCCCAAGAGGCCCCACGAUCGUGUCUCCGUCUCCAACAUGCCCGAGGACUUCAAGUCCUGCCUGUCCAGUCCGGUGGGCUUUAAAGGAUUCGCUAUUGCACCAGACGCCUUAGCGGCCAGCGGCGAGUUCCAAUGGGAUGAUGGCAAGACCUAUAAGCUGCAGCACGGAUCUGUGGUAAUUGCGGCAAUUACAUCCUGUACCAACACUUCGAAUCCCUCGGUGAUGCUCGGUGCAGGGCUUCUGGCCAAGAAUGCAGUCGAAAAAGGACUUAGUAUUUUGCCCUACAUCAAGACAUCCCUGUCGCCUGGAUCUGGUGUAGUUACCUACUAUCUGAAGGAGUCUGGUGUCAUACCUUAUUUGGAGAAACUAGGAUUCGACGUUGUUGGCUACGGCUGCAUGACUUGCAUUGGCAACUCCGGUCCGCUAGAGGAGAACGUUGUCAACACCAUUGAGAAGAAUGGAUUGGUCUGUGCUGGCGUGUUGUCGGGCAAUCGUAACUUCGAGGGUCGUAUUCAUCCCAAUACACGUGCCAACUACCUGGCGAGUCCUUUGCUGGUCAUUGCUUAUGCCAUUGCGGGACGUGUGGAUAUUGACUUUGAGAAGGAGCCACUGGGCGUGGAUGCGAAUGGUCAGAAUGUGUUCCUUCGCGAUAUUUGGCCAUCGCGCAACGAAAUCCAAGAUGUGGAAAACAAGCACGUCAUUCCCGCCAUGUUCCAAGAGGUCUACAGCAAAAUCGAAGUGGGUUCGCAGGAUUGGCAAACUUUGGCCGUUUCCGACGGCAAACUGUAUCCCUGGAGCGCUGAUUCUACCUAUAUUAAGCGUCCGCCUUUCUUUGAGAAUAUGACACGUUCAUUGCCCAAGCUGCAGAGCAUUCAAAAUGCGCGCUGUCUUCUCUUCUUGGGUGAUUCGGUGACCACAGAUCACAUCUCACCCGCUGGUUCCAUUGCCAGAAACUCGCCGGCAGCUCGCUUCCUCUCUGGACGCAAUUUGACACCUCGUGAGUUCAAUUCGUAUGGCUCGCGUCGUGGUAAUGACGCCAUCAUGGCACGCGGUACAUUUGCCAACAUCCGAUUGGUGAACAAACUGGUUCCAAAGACCGGACCACGCACAUUGCACAUACCCAGCCAGGAGGAGCUAGACAUUUUCGAUGCUGCGGAGCGCUACCGUGAGGAGGGCACUCCGCUGGUCCUGGUGGUUGGCAAGGAUUAUGGCAGCGGCAGUUCUCGGGAUUGGGCUGCCAAGGGUCCCUUCCUACUGGGUGUGAAGGCAGUUAUUGCCGAGUCAUAUGAGCGAAUUCAUCGCUCCAAUUUGGUCGGCAUGGGAAUUAUUCCCCUGCAGUUCUUGCCUGGCCAAAAUGCUGAGACUCUCAAGUUGAACGGUCGUGAAGCAUACAACAUUUCUCUACCCGAAAGUGGCUUAAAGCCGGGACAGACAGUUCAAGUUGAAGCUGAUGGCAACGUCUUUGAGACUACAUUGCGCUUCGACACAGAGGUGGAUAUUACGUACUACCAGAAUGGUGGCAUCCUGAACUACAUGAUUCGCAAGAUGCUCUCCUAAAUCUUCCCCUUUUAAUUUUCACAUAUUCCACUUGCAUUUUAAAUAUUGUACAUUGUAGUCUCCUAAGUUUUCAAUGUGUGCUGGUGCUUUCCCUGCUUAAUGGUCGAACCAAUAAAAUUAAGCCUACAUUUCUUUACUCAAUAAAAAGUUAUGAACAAAGUA